GAAUCCAGAAACCAGAAUCCUUCAAGGGAAAAGGCUUCUAUAGCUUUUGUUGCCACAGAUUUGAGAAGUAAGACUGCAAAAGCUUCUUUGGGGUCGAUUGCGAUGGAGGCCUCCCGCGUCGUUCUGCGGCAGAUCCUCUGCGUAUCCGGCUCUGUAGUGGAUAGCCAUAGCCGUUCUUCUUUUUCUUCCUCAUCCUCUUCUUCUUUAAAGUUUGAAACUUUGUCCUUUUCGGGGAAGGUCAAAUUGCGUAGCGAUGGAUUCAGGGAUAAAGGGCACAUGAUGUAUUACAAUGGGUCGUCGAGGUGUGGGGAAAAGAAGGAGAUUAAGAGGAAGUUGAAGCUGUUAAAAGGGUUGUCCAAGGACUUGUCUAUGUUUUCGAAUUUGGGAUUUGCUGAAGAUCCUCAGAUUCAAAGCAGUUUGGUCCGUGAAGAUAAGGGCAAGAUUGUUAAGGAAGCAACAGAGGUAUUACUGAAUCAGCUAGAACAGUUGAAAGCGGAGGAGAAGGAAUUGAAGAGGAAAAGGAAAGAGGAGAGGGCUAAGUUAAAAGAGGAAAGGAAGAAAACCAUGGUUGUAUGUGAAUCAUCAUCAUCAUCAUCAUCAUCUGAAUCAAGUGAUGGUGAAUGUAGCGAGGUAAUUGACAUGAGUCAACUUAGAAACGAAGAAUCCAUUGCACAGCCAGUGCUGGAUGAAUCCAUACCUGUCAUUGAAGCUGCAACCACAUCAAUCCUUCCAAUUUUACUGCCUCAAGAAGAAAGUGUGACCAAGGAAAGUGGUUUUGAAGAUGGCAGUCAUCGAAAUUAUGAAGGCCAAUGCUGGACUGCUGGACCAAGUGCUAGCAGCUGCAGCAAUGGCAGUGGUGUUAGUUAUGAUGAAGGGAGUAGAUCAGUGAGAGGAGCAUCGAUGAAGAGGAUUGAAGUGUGUAUGGGUAAGAAAUGCAGCAAAUCAGGAGGAGCAGCAUUGUUGCAGGAAUUUGAGAGGGUAGUAGGUGUUGAGGGAGCUGUUGUUGGGUGCAAGUGUUUGGGGAAGUGCAGAGAUGGUCCUAAUGUUAGGGUCUUGAAUUCUAUUGAUGGGAUUGAGAAUGAGGAAACGGAUGUUUCUGUUAGGUCUAUGGCUAAUAAUCCUUUGUGCCUUGGGGUUGGCUUGGAGGAUGUGCAAGUUAUCGUGGCCAAUCUGUUUGGCAAAGACGGGGAAGCCUUGGAAUUGAGCCCUGCAUCUUAGUAUUUGCCUUUGGUUACAACAUCAAACGGUUAUUGUUACUAGCGUUGGCCCUGGUUAGUUCAGCUGUUAGGGAAUACCUGAUAGCAUUUCUUCCUUUCCCAACUUUCUUUGUUUGGUUGGUUUGUUUGUUUUUUUGUUAAAACCAAUGAAAUAUUAAUAAUGUAAGAAUUACAAAGUAUCUGUUGCCAUAUAAGUGGUACAUAAGGCUAAAAGAACAUAGCCUAUAGCACAAGUUAUAAUGACACUUAGACUAAGAUUAAAACCAAAUGUUUACA
Messenger RNA from Rubroshorea leprosula, 1493 nucleotides. The record is from the annotation of a GenBank genome assembly. Lineage: Eukaryota; Viridiplantae; Streptophyta; Magnoliopsida; Malvales; Dipterocarpaceae.